Molecule: messenger RNA, 1718 nt
Organism: Hymenoscyphus albidus
Lineage: Eukaryota; Fungi; Ascomycota; Leotiomycetes; Helotiales; Helotiaceae
Source: the annotation of a GenBank genome assembly
GGUCAUUUGAGUAAACCCCCAUAUAUAACUACAUGUGGCCCUGAUACCAACCUCAAAUUCCAAAAUUCCAACAUCCCAACAUUCCUCAUCACGAACCUUUCCGCCCCCAAGUCGCGUCUCCCCUCCCCAAAUCACCCUCCAACAAAAAACCACGUAACACACAAUGUAACCACCCACCACAAACCGCGCCUACCUCACAGCCACACCAAUCAAAAAGCAUGCGCCAUCUCAUCCCAAUUCGCCAAUCAAAAUGGGUUGUUCCACACAUAUUCCAGGAGGAUGGCUUCCGACGUUUCGCAGGGGAAAUUGACUCUCUUCCUCACGCAUUAAAGUAAAUUGGGUUACCAGCCAAUCUUUCUUUCUUUUUCCAUUUCUCGAGAUGGUUGUUACUUUAGCGAAAGGGAGAUGGAGAAAAAACAGGAAGGCAGGAUAAAGUAUGAGAGGUAAAGAGGAGUUUUCAUCACCAUUCCAAUGCAUGAAGUAUCAAGCAUCCAGCCUCGUAUCCAACAACCAACCACACAUCAAAAUGUGGUAACAAAUCCCCCCCAGAAGGAAGCACAAAGUCACCAAAACAGGUUUAGCGACUGCCCCCUCGGGAUCAGGAGCAAGCAUAUCCGAGUCUGCGGCUCGGUAGAGGAGGCAGUGGAAAGAAAGUGAGUGGCAGUGUACGAGUAAAUUGUGAAUCAAUCUCCCCAGCAGUGUUUGUGGCGUACGAGCUCAAAAGGACCUUUUGGACCCCGACCAGAACCUGUCCUCAAUCUCUCAUCAAUCUCAACUCUCUUUCUUCCUCCUUCAUCCGUACACAAUCUUGCUACCGUCUCUUCCAUUUCCCAUCUUCAUCUCGUACAGUAUCUCUUGAAACUUAAACCAUCACAUUCGUUUUCAAUUGAACCUUCCAAUUUCCAUACGACCGCAAAUAUGCAGUUCAACUCAAUCCUAUUCAUGGCAGCUGCCACUAUCGUGUCCGCUCAGAACUUUGCCGGUAUCCCAACUUGUGCUGUAAGCAGUCCUCCCAUCUCUUCUAGCCACCAAAUCGCCCUUUACAAAGAAAGCUCGACUAACAUCCCAACAGCAAGAAUGCAUCAGAAGCUCCAUUACCUCCGCAGGCUGCGCCUUGACCGACGCAAGCUGCCAAUGCAGUCCAUCCGCCUACGUAUCCAUCCAAAACUCCGCCAGCUCAUGCCUCAUCAAGAGCAACGCAUGCAAACCCGAUGAGCUCGCAACCGCUGCGAACAACGGAGCCAAAUUAUGUGAUCAAUUCCGUGCAUCGGGUGGUGUAGCUUCAAACGCGACCGUGACUGCUGUAGGAACCGGCGGAACUAUUGCACCAACUUCCAAUGGCACUGCUCUCUCGACAAGCGCCAGACUUACUGCAACCUCUACUUCAACUACGAGACCUUCGAGUACUGGAGGUUCGGGUUCUACAAGCCCUUCGUCCUCUUCGAGUAGAGCGGGUGCUGCUCCAACGUUGAUUGCGGGCCUUGGAAGCGUUAUGGGGAUUGUUGGUGGAAUGAUCGCUGCCUUGUAAGAUGAUUGUAGAAGUGAUGUAUUUGGGGUUGGGAGACUGUAUGAAAAAUUGCGAUUGGGAAGAGGAAAUCGCGCCUAAUAUUUGGGACGGGAAAGUUGGGAUUUAAUCUGGGAGUUUGUCGAAAUGAUGAGAUGACGGGGAGUUGUAAUAUGAAUAAAGAAGAAUGAUGAAAAGAAAUAUUUUUACUUUG